AUGGAACAUUUGUUCCUAGAUGUUAGUCUAGAUGUUGGGCAGGAGAAAAUACUGGGCGCCCUUAAAGAUUUGCCACUCAAAGAGACUGACCCACAAUCCAAGCUGACCCUUGUACCACCUGUAAAGCCUUUUACAAGAUGGUUCGGAUACGACCACGACGCCGGCGCGCCCUUGAACAACGGAGAACCCCACAAACCACAGCCUUUCUGGGGCUACGCCAAAAAACGCGGCUGGGACCUGGCCCCAAUCUUCGACAAAGCAGGAGGACAUCUAGCUCGUUCGCAUCCGAGCCUGCAAGUACCGGGCAUGACCUGCCAACUCAUGAGCCAGAGGGUGGCAGCGUUCCUCCAGAGUUGGCUCUACUUUGGCUUCAUCGAAUCCUUCGUCUGGAUACCGAUCCACACUUCGUAUCUUCUACGCCGCGAUCCCGCGACGGGGUAUCAGUACAUCCAUACCGGAAACCUUAACUUCAUUCUCAUGAUAUUCAAGGCCUUGGCGGAAUCCAAGGAUGAUUUGGAACGGAAAAAAAAACUAACGAGAGCAUCGGAGGACGCACUUAACCAAGUUGGGGAAGCAAUUGAAUUGGUUAUGGAAUUUGCCCGCACUGUUUCACUGUUCCCCAACUCACCCUUUUCGGAACUUGUUGGAGCAAUUGCCCACUUCCUGCCAUCAGUGAUUCGGCUUCGUGAUGCUCUCCUCCACGCCCGAGCCGACGCUUUUUUGGAUGAAUUUCACGACCGUUACUUGCAGUGCAGCCGAUACCCGCCUUAUGAGGAAGCUCGCCGGAAGCGCUUGCUUCGGAGGGGAUGGUGUCCUUUCUUGCUCACGCAGUACCAACAGACAGCGCAGUCCAUAUUAGAUUGGCUUCUUGAAUGCGUCAGGAACAAUAUUGACAAGUCGACAUACAAGAUUGAACAUCGUUCUCAGUACUGCGCGUGUCCAUUUGUCAAACCCAAUCUUGACGCCGUGCUGGACACCAUCGACAACGGCAAGAUCCCAGUGAUGAGGGUUACUCGUGCAGGGGACGAGGUAAAGUUGGACGUUGCGGCACAUGACCCGCACAGCCCAGAAACAGUACGCUUCGUGGCGAUAUCACACGUGUGGGUCGACGGUCUGGGUAGCACUUCCGAGAACGGUCUACCUUCUUGCCAAGUUAUUCGGCUUUCCGAGUCUGUCGCAAGUCUCACGGAAGGCGGCGACACUAUACUCUGGAUGGACUCACUGUGCAUCCCAGCCGCGGAAAGCCAACGAAAGAAAGCCAUCGGUACCAUGAGAAAGGUUUAUCAAAACGCGGCGGCCGUGCUGGUCAUGGACAAGACUAUCGCCAAGACUCCGAAGAACGCAAAGCUGGUAGAUAGGUACUGGGCGAUCUUGUCGUCCUCCUGGGCCCAGCGUCUGUGGACAUUCCAGGAAGGCUAUCUGGCAGCUAAGAUCUUCAUGCAGGCGGCAGAAGGGCAAUUGAUCGAGAUUCGCUCGGCACUUGGUGAAGCAAAGGAAAUAGAGACGCGUUUUACUAACACAGUGGUUUUAUGGUCCUUUACAAACGAUAUGAUGGUUAUCCGAUCCACAGGUUCGAAAACCGGAGUUAGCUUCGGUGAACCCGCGAGUGCGCUCAGUUGGCGCUCGACAAGCAGGGCGACGGACGAAACCAUCGCCAUUGCCGCCCUCUUCGACCUCGACUCCGACAGGUUGAUCUCCAUCGAAGGCGCCGAGGCCCGCAUGCGCGCAUUCUUCCUCAUGAUCCGUCGUAUACGGCCCCAUGUCAUCUUCCAUGGUGGCCCGCGGCUCUCAGCCCCCGGCUUUCGAUGGGCGCCAGCUACCCUCCUGACGCGGACAGCGAUGUUUGGGGAGACCAAUGGGGAAUCCGAUGCUUUAUGCACCGAGGACGGCCUUCUCGGGCGGUACUUCGUGCUCUGCCUAAGUGGGGACCCGCGGCCACUGGUUCCACGCCUCACCGCUAUGUGUCAUACCGAUGACGGCGAGAGGGUAGAGAUCUGGGGCUGGGAUGACACGAAUACCACGCCUGUCGUGCAGUCAUUCAACGCCGUCAUCUUCCGGGCUAUGCAGUCGGAAUACAAAAAUCCGAACCAGCUACCACGAGGGAGGAAUUGGUUGGGGGAAGGUGUCGCUGUGCUACUCAGAGACAAGGUACCAGGCGAGGACCAUCGGACUUGUAACUUCAUUGGCAACGUUUACUUGGGUUCAUCCACGACGCAAAGGCCUGCAUGGCAAGGGGGGGUCGCCUACUUGAAGUCCAUGUGGAUGGAUUUAUGUAUAAAGUAG
Molecule: messenger RNA, 2283 nt
Organism: Lasiodiplodia theobromae
Lineage: Eukaryota; Fungi; Ascomycota; Dothideomycetes; Botryosphaeriales; Botryosphaeriaceae
Product: Het domain protein
Exons: 4
Coding region: 1-2283 (760 amino acids)
Source: RefSeq, a predicted model, not a curated record